This is a messenger RNA of Kuraishia capsulata CBS 1993, 777 nucleotides long. RefSeq lists its product as uncharacterized. Gene Ontology annotation, cellular component: cytoplasm; nucleus. The transcript has a single exon. The record is from RefSeq and is a predicted model, not a curated record. Lineage: Eukaryota; Fungi; Ascomycota; Pichiomycetes; Pichiales; Pichiaceae. Gene Ontology annotation, biological process: microtubule-based process. Bases 1 to 777 code for a protein of 258 amino acids.
AUGGGCGCGAAACUUGAUGUCGAGUCGCCGGAAGCGAGAGUGGAGAAAUUAAAACGUACGCGCGAAAUGCUGGGCAAACGGCGAGACGCCUUCGCAAAGACAAAGACCUAUGCAGAUGCAUUGGAGGUGAUACGAAACAAGUUGGCAAACAUAGAUAUUGUCUCGGUGCGAUGCCUUGCGCUGGGAUCUCCUUCAAAUGAGUUCAAUGCUCUCUAUCAGCUGGCCUUUUUGGUGUUGAUUUUGGACGAGCUCAAGAUACGACAAGUGUCGGUAUACGACCCGGCCUUUAACGACAUAGACGUCUUACUGUUUGAAGAACUGGGGUUCAAAAUAGAGGAUAAAAUCACCCAAAAAGUCAGCAAAGAAGAAGAUAUACUGUAUUACAUGCCACAUGCUCCUGUUGAGCUUCUGGAAGAAAUAAUCACAUCGGAGAAAAUAGUGGUGAUGAUAACCAACGACCUGAGACGGUACAUAGGCAGGUGGACCUCGCAGGACCUCUAUGAAAAACACCCAAAUGUGGCACGGAUUGGCUAUUUGACUUCACAGAUUAGGUCUGAGCAGCCAUCUACUGAUGAUGGCUUCGAGAUGGUAGCAAGCAAGAAAAAAGUCAGAAAGAAUCGGAGGAACAAGCUCAAGGUGGUUGACACAAAUGUCGACUACCACUUGGACGAAUGCUACUUUGAUAGCUGUGACAUUGCAGAGAUACUUGGAGGAAGCGACAUUUCAGGCGAGUGGAAAGAUUCCUUUAGUUGUCUUGCGGUUCAUGUGAUAAGAUAG